AUGAGACACUCUGGACUUCGGACUGAGAAUGGGCAGGCGGUCCCUACCCAUUCGAACCAGGACCUGCCAGUCAUGAACAAAGUGGCGUUCCCGUUCACCAUCACUAGCGACUUAAACCUAGCAGAAGACUUUCCAGGUUCCACAAUCUACAUUUCGUCUUUCCGGGUAUUCCUGGUCUUCGGGCGGCUGGCGGAGGUUGCUGAGUGUGUAGGGACUCGGUGUCUCUAGACUGCGGAGAACCUCAGGCUGUGGACUUCGCGGGAAGAGUCACCCGCUCGAGAUCGGGAGGACUGGAGUGGAGACGGAGAGGGACCCUUUCGGGCCAGAGAGCUUAUUUUAGUUCAGACCGGGGAAAGAGAGCUGUGCAACGUCGGGCACUUUCAUAGUAACUGGGCAAUCCCGUUCAGCGAGAUGGUGGGCAAGUUCUCUGGCCAGAUCCUGACGAGUUCCUCUAGUGAGAGUUUUCUGCUGCAGAGGUCAACUUUGGAUGGGAUUCGCACUUGUGAACUUGCUCGCUUGUGUGAACAGGUAAGCGAGGUAGUCAGAGACUGGCUGGUUUGUCUUACAAAGCAGAGAAGUAGAAUUCUGCCUCUAAAAGUCAGACCAAGAAUCAACACAAAUUUACAAUUACAUUCUCAAAAGAAAAUUGGAGCUGGAAAUGAAGUGUUUCAUGAGGAGAACCAUGGUUGA
Molecule: messenger RNA, 690 nt
Organism: Alexandromys fortis (reed vole)
Lineage: Eukaryota; Metazoa; Chordata; Mammalia; Rodentia; Cricetidae
Gene: Trmt61b
Product: tRNA methyltransferase 61B
Source: RefSeq, a predicted model, not a curated record